This is a messenger RNA of Bipolaris sorokiniana ND90Pr, 586 nucleotides long. RefSeq lists its product as uncharacterized. Lineage: Eukaryota; Fungi; Ascomycota; Dothideomycetes; Pleosporales; Pleosporaceae. The transcript is spliced from 2 exons. The record is from RefSeq and is a predicted model, not a curated record. The coding region runs from base 68 to 316 and encodes 82 amino acids.
CAAAAGUCCGCGAAUCUCUCCAUUUACCCUCACAGGUUUACUUGAGUAUUCUCACCGUGCUCACCUUAUGGCAUUGUUGCUCUUGAUUACUUUAAUCACUCUUGCUUUUGCCAGUCUGGCUUCAGCGGGACCAGCGGCCUACGGAUUAUGUCAGGCGGGCUGUUCUGCGGUAGUUAUGGCCUGCUACUCUGCAGCUGGAUUUACCUGGGGGGCCACUCUUGGUGCUUCCGCACCUGCUAGCAUCAUUGCAUGCAAUACCGCCUUUGGUACUUGUCAGGCUGCUUGUGCCGCUGUGGUUUUAACCCCAACUCCAUAGGAGAAUUUCUGAAGGAAGAUAUUCUGGAUCCAUUUAUAACACAGAUAAAAGGAAAGCAAUUCACAAGCUAUAUUAUUGGGAAGAAGCUAGAAGUUAUAAAUGAAAUUUGUAUGAGUAGUUAACGUCAUUGCGAUUUGAAAAAUUCAGGUUCAGCGUACGUCGGGGAGAACAAUGAUCAUAGUGUCCAAAGCAUAAGCUUAACAAGCCCCUCUUUCUUCACAAAUUCAAGAGAGUGUAACUAAUUGCUCAAUCAAAAAUCGUAACCACAGA